AUGACAAGACUUCAUCUUCCCCUCCUUCUACUAGCUGCUAGUGCAUCUUCCUUUGCACCCAAUGUCCAGACGGUUCAUCGUUUGGCUCCAUUGAAUGUCGGUGCCACUUACGAUGGCGACUGGAUGGAACAAGCCCAAUCUUGUGCCGAUUCUGAUUCCUGCAGCUUGGAAGAAAACAAGCUCUGCCUCGAGCAUGUCCUUCUUAUCCAGAGUGCCUGUUCGGCUGGAACUCUACUUGGUGAUCAAGUCUGUGAGGAUGUCACCUCGGCCGCCGAGAUUGUCGCCAAUUUGAGAAGCAAGAUUGACAAACAAAGUCAAGUUUUGAGCUCUAUGAUUGCUGGUACCAUGGUUGCCAGUGUACCUGUUCUUUUGGGUUUGUUUGCAGUCAUUGCGACAGUUGGAAUCUUGGCCGACCCAAAUGCGGCCCCCAUCACUCCUCAAGAAUGGUGGUGGAGCAUUCGUGACGGCUAUUUCCCACUCAUGCUCAAGGAAUACUAUGGAAACGGCGGGCUCGCUGGUGCUAGUCUGGAUGCAACGCCCUUUACGCUACAAGAAUUUGGGUGGGCCAUCAAGGGAGGAUAUUUCAAUACUCUGCUAUGGCAAUUCUUCCAACAUGGUGGUCUGCCCAUUGAUGAUUGUUUGGCAGCGGCAUCAACAACUCCUUUUACGCCCCAAGAGUGGUCCUUUGCAGCAAAGGAUGGGUACCUACAACAAAUCCUGUCGCAAACCUUUAUGAAUGGAGGUUUGGAAGGUGCCGAAUCGUCCACUCUACCCAUUACACCACAAGAAUGGGUCUGGGCGGCCCAAGGAAACUACCUUGGUGAUUUGGUGAAAAGUUCCAUCCAAAAUGGCGGUCUGUAA
Messenger RNA from Cylindrotheca closterium, 861 nucleotides. NCBI's taxonomy places the organism in Eukaryota, Bacillariophyta, Bacillariophyceae, Bacillariales, Bacillariaceae. The record is from the annotation of a GenBank genome assembly.